UUUUGUGUUUGUUGGUUGGUGCUGCACUGCAUUUUCACAGUUUUCUUCAGAAUUUUUGUGCGUUGAAGUAUUUUUUUCGGGUUUUAGGCAACUUACAAAAUACAAUAGUUAUUCCCACAUUGUGUUAGUGUUUCGUGAUUUCAAUAUAAAAGAAUGGAGUAGCUAUGUUAGGUGACAUUCAACUAACUAAACGUUUGAUAGUGAUUGCUUUAAUUCUUGGUAUUAUUUACAUUUUGAAGGAAUACGUGUUUGUUUAUCCGAUAUGAGUCAGCAUCGGGUUGCUUAUUUUUAUAACGCGGACGUGGGGAAUUUUCAUUAUGGGCCAGGGCACCCUAUGAAACCUCACAGGUUAUCCGUGACGCAUAGUUUGGUCCUCAACUAUGGUCUGCAUAAAAAGAUGCAGAUCUACAAGCCUUACCGAGCCAGUGCCCACGACAUGUGUCGCUUCCACAGUGAAGACUACAUCGAGUUCUUGCAGAAUGUCACCCCACAAAAUAUACAAAGUUAUUCAAAAGACUUGCUGCAUUACAACGUAGGCGAUGAUUGUCCUGUGUUCGAGGGACUUUUUGAUUUCUGUUCGAUGUACACCGGUGCUUCAUUGGAAGGUGCCAUGAAGUUAAACAAUAACUCAUGUGAUAUUGCUAUCAACUGGUCAGGGGGACUGCACCAUGCUAAAAAAUUUGAACCUUCAGGAUUCUGUUACGUAAACGACAUUGUGAUAGCAAUACUAGAGCUGCUUAAAUACCACCCUCGAGUUCUGUACAUAGACAUUGACGUGCACCACGGAGACGGCGUUCAAGAGGCUUUUUAUCUGACGGAUAGAGUAAUGACCGUCAGUUUCCACAAAUACGGCAAUUACUUCUUCCCCGGUACGGGAGAUAUGUAUGAAAUUGGCGCUGAAAGUGGUAGAUACUACUCUGUGAAUGUGCCACUGAAGGAAGGCAUUGAUGACCAAAGCUAUGUGCAGGUGUUCAAGCCGGUGAUAUCGAACGUGAUGGAGUUCUACCGGCCCACCGCUAUAGUUCUGCAGUGCGGCGCGGACUCGCUAGCGGGCGACCGGCUCGGGUGCUUCGCCCUGUCCACCCGCGGCCACGGGGAGUGCGUCAAGUUUGUCAAGAACCUUAACGUGCCUACGCUCGUGGUUGGGGGCGGAGGGUACACCUUACGAAACGUCGCGCGUUGCUGGACGUACGAGACAUCCCUAUUGGUGGACGACAACAUAUCCAACGAGUUACCUUACACCGAGUAUUUGGAGUUCUUCGCGCCAGACUUCCAGCUGCAUCCAGAGGUUGGCAACACAAACAACGCCAACAGCAAGCAGUACUUGGAGGCGAUAACGAAGCACGUGUACGAUAACCUGAAGAUGUGCCAGCAUUCGCCAGCUGUUCAAAUGACCCAUGUGCCAGGCGACUUCUUCCCCGAGGAGUACCGGAUAAAGGACGAGCCCGACCCCGACGUGAAGAUGACGCAGGAGGAGGCCGACAAGAUCGUCGACGCCAAGAACGAGUUCUAUGACGACGAGAAGGACAACGACAAGGAGGCUCCCGCGCCGCCGCCCGAGACUAAGGAGCCGUAGCGAACGCCUACGCCCUCGGCCACCACCGGCGCCGACGCGUCCGGUGGCCCGGACACGGGGGCGCCCAUCCCGGACACCGACGUCACAGUGGUGCCCGUGCCGGACACGAGUGAGAGUGAACCUGUGCCCACCACUAGCGGGUUGUAAACUUUAG
This is a messenger RNA of Ostrinia nubilalis (European corn borer), 1730 nucleotides long. RefSeq names its product histone deacetylase 3 (gene HDAC3). The transcript is spliced from 8 exons. Bases 263 to 1576 code for a protein of 437 amino acids. Gene Ontology annotation, molecular function: histone deacetylase activity. The record is from RefSeq and is a predicted model, not a curated record. Gene Ontology annotation, cellular component: nucleus. Lineage: Eukaryota; Metazoa; Arthropoda; Insecta; Lepidoptera; Crambidae.